Messenger RNA from Amborella trichopoda, 1591 nucleotides. Its product is annotated as protein trichome birefringence-like 43. Gene Ontology annotation, molecular function: O-acetyltransferase activity. The record is from RefSeq and is a predicted model, not a curated record. NCBI's taxonomy places the organism in Eukaryota, Viridiplantae, Streptophyta, Magnoliopsida, Amborellales, Amborellaceae. Gene Ontology annotation, cellular component: Golgi apparatus.
UCUUCUCCCUCGUAAUAUACGCUCUUCUCUAUGCCCCUCCCUCAGCCAAACAUAUAGUAACGUUUUAGAGAGAGAAAGAGAGAGAGAGAUUUAAACAGACCAAGAGAGCUUUAUGGUACACUAACCUUUGGACAAGAGAUAUUUGAGCUUUGCAGGUACCUUAGUUGAGAGAGAGAGAGAGAGAGAGCACUCUCCAAAACCACCAUGGAGGGUACCCCAAACCUAGUGAACCAGAAAUGGAUGAUGUGCUCAUCUGUGAGCCUCCUCAGCUUACUCUUUCUCCUAUGUCUCAGUGACCGACAAGACAUUACCACUAGUUUCUCGUGGACCCUUGGCCCGAAGAAAUCGACUGAGCUUUCUGCGUCGCCCACAGAAGACCCAGAGGCCUGGAAUGUGAUUCUCUUGAAGACUAAUUUGAGCUUCCCACCCCCUUUGCCCGAGCUGUCAGGGAUCGAAAAUGGUGGGGAAAGAAAAAAGGAUCUAGAUUCUAAGAAAUGCAACAUAUUUGAUGGGAAAUGGGUAUAUGAUCCACUGCAACGUCUGAUAUACGUCCCAUCAUCGUGCCCGUUCUUAAGCGAGCAAGUGAGCUGCCGGAAAAACGGACGGCCAGAUUCCGAGUAUGAGAAAUGGAGGUGGGAAGCAAACGAUUGUGAAAUUCCAAGGUUUAAUGGGAUGGAUUUGUUGGAGAGGAUGAGAGGAAAACGGAUAGUUCUUGUUGGGGAUUCGCUGAAUAGAAACCAAUGGGAGUCUCUCGCUUGCCUACUAUUCUCUCUCAUUCCACCAUCUCGAGCCCAUGUAAAAGUGCAAAGUGCAGUCCACAAAGUAUUUCGUGCCUUGGACUACAAUUGCACAGUAGAGUUCUUUUGGAGCCCAUUCUUGGUGGAGUUGAAUGAAGUGUCGGACAAAGGGAGAGUGAUAAAGCUUGGGUCCAUUUCACCAUCUUCUAAAUAUUGGAGAGGUGCAAAUGUCAUGCUUUUUAACACCGGCCAUUGGUGGGUUCACACCGGCAAGUUCAAAACGUGGGAUUUCUUUGAAAAGGAGGGGCAAUUGAUGGAAGACUUGGAAACUGAAAUUGCAUACGAGAUGGCCAUGAGGACUUGGGCACAAUGGGUGGAAAAGAAUGUUGACCCUUCCGUGACUACUGUCUUCUUUCGCAGCAUUUCACCUGAACACAAAGGGAAGCAAUGGUGCUAUAACCAAACACAACCGAUCAUGGACGAUUCGUACAUCGUAAACUUUCCGCAUGUCAUAAAGAAUGUUACAGAGAAGAUUGUUGCCGAGAUGGAUGGGGUGGUGAGAUAUCUGAACAUAACACAUCUAUCACAGUAUCGCAUAGACGCACACACCUCGGUUUUUACAGAGAGGGGAGGGAAGCUUCUCACUCUUGAGCAACAAAAGCAGCCAGAAACCUUUGCAGAUUGCAGUCACUGGUGCUUGCCUGGUUUACCAGAUACAUGGAAUGAGCUCCUCUAUGCCUCUUUGCUUCUAGGGACCCCUCGACAAGUUUUAUGACACUCUUUGAUUUGUAAUGCUCAGGCGAUUUUGUGUUUAGUUUCUUGCAUUUAUUAUUUGAUUCUCUUUUAACAGUGAU